AUGGUGAACGCGGAGCCAGAGGCGGUGGAUUUCGAGCCGGAGGAGGACGAUUUGAUGGACGAGGAUGUAGGAGACGCCGCCGCUUCAUCUCCAAACCGAGCUGGAGCAGCCGCUAAUACCCCUCGGCUCAAGUCCGCCAUUACCGGUGGCGGCUCAUACUCCGCUCCCAAGAAGACCAAGGGCCGCGGCUUCCGUGACGAGGCUGCUGCUGAGGCCGAACGCAACACCCGCAUGUCCGCCCGCUUCGAUUCUCUUGACUCAGUUGGUGGUCCCGGCCCUGAACGAUCAAUUGAAGGGUGGAUUGUUCUGGUUACUGGAGUCCAUGAAGAGGCUCAAGAGGAUGAUAUACAAAAUGCAUUUGGUGAAUAUGGGGAGAUUAAAAAUUUGCAUUUGAAUCUUGACAGGCGUACAGGAUUUGCCAAGGGCUAUGCGCUAAUAGAAUACGAAGCAUAUGAAGAGGCACAAAGAGCUAUAAAUGAGACGGAUGGGACUGAAUUGCUCACACAAGCCAUAAUCGUGGAUUGGGCAUUCAGCAGAGGUCCAUUCAGGAGGAGGAAUAUGAGGAGAUCACCUCGAGGCCAUCGUUCUAGGAGUCCGAGGAGAAGAUUCUAA
Molecule: messenger RNA, 612 nt
Organism: Fraxinus pennsylvanica
Lineage: Eukaryota; Viridiplantae; Streptophyta; Magnoliopsida; Lamiales; Oleaceae
Source: the annotation of a GenBank genome assembly